ACGUGUCACCGGUGUUAUUUAACGCUCUCCUCGCGCAUCCCGGUCCCAGUUUUUAAAGUUCCUUUCCGAGUUUUGGUGCAAAAAUCGAUUUAAUCGAGUGACCAGUAAAUCAUGUUUGCGAAUGCCGCAUGGCGUCGAACAGUGAGCCUAAGUACGUAUGCAUCCUCCGCACGACGGAACCGAGUGCUCCGGCAAGAUGUUUCACGCAUCCCCGUGGACCGUUAUCCCAUCGCAAAGCCCGAUGACACACGCGUGUACGUAUGGGGAUUGGCCGCAACAGGCGCUCUCGGAAUGCAAACCUCGGUGAAGAAGCAGGCCCAAGUCUACACCGACUAUGUGCAGCAUCCUAGCAGGCUUAGUUUCUCCGAAGGUCACUCCGUGACGGAUAUCGCCUCGGGAUAUGGAUUUACGGUAUUCACCGUAGAUUCCAGCCGUAGCAAGCGACCGGAAUCAACCGACUGCCCGCUCUGGGGAACGGGCAUCAAUACCGAUGGACAGCUAGGACUUCAGAAAGCACCGGGACCGCACAAGAAACCACUGGAACUACUCAUCUAUCCGGCGCCAGUGGAUUUAUCGUCAGUUUCAGGAGCGACAUCAUCCCGGAUAGCGCAGGUUGCCGCAGGUCGAGCGCAUCUAUUGGCACUUACAGAUUCGGGGACAGUGCUGGCACUCGGAAAUAACGCUUACGGCCAGUGUGGUCGACGUAUCAUAGCGGAUGAGGACUACUUCGGGAACCCUAUAGUCAACGUUAUCGCACUGUCCCAAAAAAUCGACGAUCCGAUAAAAGCGAUCGCGUGUGGUCAGGAUCACAGUUUGCUAGUAACCGAAGGUGGCCGUGUGUUCUCGUGUGGAUGGAGUGACGAUGGCCAGACUGGGCAAGGCCGAUACGGUCUAAUCGAUACGGUUGGUCCUGUUGAGGGUGACAUCAAGAAUGAAAGAAUCGUAAAAGUGGCCAGCACUUGUGACACGGUGCUAGCGAUAAACGACAAGGGAGAACUGUUCGGUUGGGGAAACUCCGAGUACGGACAGCUUGGGGAGGUGGCAGCCGACAAUCCUCAGAUUAACACACCUCGGCGGUUAACGUUCUCGAAGCAUUGCGGAAAGUUGAUCGAUAUUGCCGCGGCUGGAUCGUACUGUCUUGCACUGAAUGAAAAUGGGGAUGUGUUUGCGUGGGGCUACGGAAUACUUGGCUUUGGCCCGAAUGUACAACAUCAGCCGGCACCGACACUGAUUCCCCCGACAUUAUUCGGACGCAACGAGUUCGCACCGAACACGCGCGUCGUAGCGAUUGCCUGCGGGGUUACACAUUCGGCCGCGAUCAACGAUCAGCAUGAUCUGUACAUGUGGGGCCAUAAUCGGUACGCGUGUCUCGGGUUGGGGCACAAAAAUGAUCAAUAUUUCCCCUUCAAAGUAGCUAUCAAUGCUAGCGUCCUGAAGAUUACCUGCGGUGUGGAUCAUACGAUCGCACUGUGCCGAGGUUUUGUGUAAGCGUCUGCCUCUGUCUUGACCAAGGCAUCUCGAAAUCGAUGGACCAAGCUCAUACCGGAGCAGCGGUUGCCAAGGAACUGUAGCAGCGUGAACUGUUUUACCAGUGGUUCGUCAUUAUGCCAAAGAAAUGAUGUCCUCGCGCUCCUGUUUGGUGUAGCAGUGAGCUGGAUGAAAACAUUCCUUUACCACUCUAUGAAUGAUGGAGUAGGCUUUGUAGUGGUUUUUUAUGAUCAGUCUACUGUGUAUCUCUGUAGCCAGUGGCAUUGCUUUUAUCAACGGAAUGGGUUGUAGCACUGCAGCCCUCCAUAACCUGCGCUAUAGUUGUGAACCAUGAGCUGGCAAAUGACUUGGUUCCACUCUUAUGGUGAUAUUGCCACGGCACAAUCGUCGAUGGACCCGAUUUCACG
This is a messenger RNA of Anopheles darlingi, 1895 nucleotides long. RefSeq names its product RCC1-like G exchanging factor-like protein. The record is from RefSeq and is a predicted model, not a curated record. The coding region runs from base 112 to 1488 and encodes 458 amino acids. The transcript is spliced from 3 exons. NCBI's taxonomy places the organism in Eukaryota, Metazoa, Arthropoda, Insecta, Diptera, Culicidae.